This is a messenger RNA of Hippoglossus stenolepis (Pacific halibut), 378 nucleotides long. RefSeq names its product transcription factor HES-5-like. Bases 1 to 378 code for a protein of 125 amino acids. Gene Ontology annotation, molecular function: RNA polymerase II cis-regulatory region sequence-specific DNA binding; DNA-binding transcription factor activity, RNA polymerase II-specific; protein dimerization activity. Lineage: Eukaryota; Metazoa; Chordata; Actinopteri; Pleuronectiformes; Pleuronectidae. The transcript has 2 exons. Gene Ontology annotation, cellular component: nucleus. Gene Ontology annotation, biological process: anterior/posterior pattern specification; regulation of neurogenesis; regulation of transcription by RNA polymerase II. The record is from RefSeq and is a predicted model, not a curated record.
AUGAAGGCAGCAGAGAUCAGAUUGUCUCUACACAGACCUCUACAGCACAGAGAUCCACACAUGGCUCCUACAAUCACUGCAGCAAGGACCAACUCUCAGGAGCAUCUCAGACUCCAACUCAGAAAGCCUCUGGUGGAGAAGUUACGCAGAAGGCGAAUCAACAGCAGCAUCGAGCUGCUCAAGUCUCUCCUGGGUCCAGAGUUCCUCAACCAGCAGCCAGACUCCAAGCUGGAGAAAGCAGACAUCCUGGAGAUGACCGUUUGCUUCCUGACACAGCUGCUGCAGCAGAACCAGCAGCAGAGAAGACUGAUGAAGCACUUCAACAAGCUGCAGUCUUCCUCUGAGGAGAAGCUGACAGAGGCUGAUUCUCUCCUCUGA